This is a messenger RNA of Lethenteron reissneri (Far Eastern brook lamprey), 918 nucleotides long. RefSeq names its product nascent polypeptide-associated complex subunit alpha-like. Gene Ontology annotation, cellular component: nascent polypeptide-associated complex. NCBI's taxonomy places the organism in Eukaryota, Metazoa, Chordata, Hyperoartia, Petromyzontiformes, Petromyzontidae. The record is from RefSeq and is a predicted model, not a curated record.
CGCCACCGUCCCCGCUCACCGCCACCCCACCACGGCCGACGUCGCUCGCCCCUCGCCCCGGCCUCUCUCAAUCCGCGUCCAUCCUCGUCCAGAGCGGCACCGUCAAGCGGCAUCAGCAGCCCGCAGCGCGCAGGCAAACUCGACGCAGCCUCUCGCUCGUUCCUUCAGCCAAACGCGAGAUAUGCCCAUCCAGACGACUGACACGGCCCCAGUGGCCCAGAAGGAAUCGCGCCCAGUUCAGGUGGAGUCUGGAUCUGGAACAGAAUCGGACAGCGAUGAGUCCAUCCCUGAAUUGGAGGAGCAAACAGACUCCACAUCACAGGCCCAUUCUCAGCAAGCACAGCUGGCAGCUGCGGCAGAGCUGAACGAAGAGUUGGUGAGCAAGGCCAAGCAGAGCCGCAGCGAGAAGAAGGCCCGUAAGGCCAUGUCAAAGUUGGGGCUGCGCCAGGUGGGCGGUGUGACGCGCGUCACCAUCCGGAAGUCCAAGAACAUUCUCUUCGUUAUCACCAAGCCUGAUGUGUACAAGAGCCCCGCCUCGGACACCUACAUCGUCUUUGGAGAGGCUAAGAUUGAAGACCUGUCCCAGCAGGCGCAGAUGGCAGCGGCUGAGAAGUUUAAGGUUCCCGGGGAGGCAGCCCCGGGCGUGCAGGAGCGCGUGCAGCCACCCCCCGUGCCCGAGGAGAGCGAGGAAGAGGAGGAGGUGGACGAGACUGGCGUGGAAGCCAAGGACAUCGAGCUGGUGAUGUCGCAGGCCAAUGUGUCACGCUCAAAGGCUGUGCGUGCACUCAAGAACAACAGCAACGACAUUGUUAACGCCAUCAUGGAAUUAACAAUGUAGUGCCCGUGACAUCUCGGAGUGGACUGCCAUCUCCACGUUUUUACUCCGUGUCUCAAUAAAUACGAACAUAUUUAUCACAA